Messenger RNA from Paramormyrops kingsleyae, 1267 nucleotides. RefSeq names its product ADP/ATP translocase 1. The record is from RefSeq and is a predicted model, not a curated record. Lineage: Eukaryota; Metazoa; Chordata; Actinopteri; Osteoglossiformes; Mormyridae. Gene Ontology annotation, biological process: negative regulation of mitochondrial outer membrane permeabilization involved in apoptotic signaling pathway; mitochondrial ATP transmembrane transport; mitochondrial ADP transmembrane transport. Gene Ontology annotation, cellular component: mitochondrial inner membrane. Gene Ontology annotation, molecular function: ATP:ADP antiporter activity.
AUAAAUGCGGCCAUUUCGACCAGCUUGUCGUAGAGCUCCGGGGUUCCGGCAGGGUUGCAGUUCUUCCCCUUGUGACAGGUCCACUUUAGCGGCACAGCAGAAUGAGUGACGCUGCGAUCUCUUUCCUCAAGGACUUUCUGGCUGGCGGCAUCGCUGCUGCCAUUUCCAAGACAGCAGUCGCCCCCAUUGAGAGAGUCAAACUCCUUCUGCAGGUCCAGCAUGCAAGCAAACAGAUCACUGUUGACAAACAGUACAAGGGUAUCAUUGACUGUGUGGUGCGUAUACCCAAGGAACAGGGCUUCCUGUCUUUCUGGAGAGGAAACCUGGCCAAUGUCAUCAGGUACUUCCCAACCCAGGCCCUCAACUUUGCCUUCAAGGACAAGUACAAGAAGGUCUUCCUGGACGGGGUGGACAAGCACACCCAGUUCUGGAGAUAUUUCGCUGGGAACUUGGCCUCCGGUGGGGCGGCUGGUGCCACCUCCCUAUGUUUCGUCUACCCUCUUGACUUUGCCAGAACCCGCUUGGCUGCUGAUGUAGGCAAAGCUGGUCCAGAGCGGGAGUUCACUGGUCUGGGCAACUGCAUAGUCAAAAUCUUCAGGUCUGAUGGCCUUAAGGGUCUGUACCAGGGCUUCAAUGUCUCAGUGCAGGGCAUCAUCAUCUACCGAGCUGCUUACUUUGGCGUCUAUGAUACCGCAAAAGGUAUGUUGCCAGAUCCCAAGAACACCCACAUUGUAGUCAGCUGGAUGAUUGCUCAGACUGUAACUGCUGUGGCCGGCUUGGUGUCCUACCCCUUUGACACCGUCCGUCGUCGUAUGAUGAUGCAGUCUGGACGUAAAGGAGCUGACAUCAUGUACAUUGGUACAAUUGACUGCUGGAGGAAGAUCUCCCGAGAUGAGGGUGCCAAAGCCUUCUUCAAGGGCGCCUGGUCGAAUGUUCUCAGGGGUAUGGGAGGGGCCUUUGUGCUGGUGCUUUACGAUGAGCUGAAGAAAGUCAUCUAAAUGUGUUGUAUGCAGCCAAGAGUGCUGAAAUGGUAAAUGUAACAUAUCUUGUACAUUUGGAAGAACCGUCAUUCUGCCUUGUUUAUAGGGACCAACUAGUAUUUGACUACUAGUUGAAAUGGGGGUAUAGAUUAUGUGAUUUCUGUUCCCACCUCACCCUUCUAACCAAUGUCAUUCCCGCAAAGAAACCUGACCGGACAGAGCUCUACCCAUCAUCUAGCCGGUGUUUUUAACCAUUGCUUUAAUAAAUACAACCUGAAAUACACAAA